Messenger RNA from Apiotrichum porosum, 786 nucleotides. RefSeq lists its product as uncharacterized. Gene Ontology annotation, molecular function: protein binding. The transcript is spliced from 3 exons. The coding region runs from base 1 to 786 and encodes 261 amino acids. NCBI's taxonomy places the organism in Eukaryota, Fungi, Basidiomycota, Tremellomycetes, Trichosporonales, Trichosporonaceae. The record is from RefSeq and is a predicted model, not a curated record.
AUGGUCGCGGUGCUCACCUCACCGGGUGGCGCGAAUCUCGACGCGUCCCUCACCCGUCUACACCCCGCCUCAACCUCGACAUGCAUCGCCGCCCACGCCCCCCUGACUGCCUUCGCCAACGCCUUCAUCGCAUUGCCACCAGAGCUCCGCACUCAUAUCCUCCUCUUUCUCUCACCAGACGACCUCGGUGUGCUCUCACGCGUCGUAGAGCCCCUAGAAGGUAUUGAGCGCGACCACUUUCUCUGGACAACGUGGAUAAGUCAAACCGCACCAUCCCGCGUCGGGCACGCGCUCUUCUCACCCCUCAGUCUACGCCCGGACCCCACUGAACUUGUACGACGAGGUACCCUUCGGGGCGUUGCCGUUGUAUCGGGUGUGCGUGCCGGAGGGUACUGGGCGAGUCCAUCGGCCGUCCGUCUGUCUCGCGCCCACGAUACGAUCUCACGCGUCACCCUCCGCCGCAGCCUGUCUACCGCUCUCGCUGCGCGUCCAUCCCGUCUCGCGCUGGUCGCGAAAGGUAUCCUCCCGCCGUCGGCUGGACGCGCCGAGGCGUCCAUUUGUGCCCGUGCGUUCGCACUUGACCGCCAGCGCGCGCGCGACGAGGCGCGCCGCGCCCUCCGCGCUUCCGGAGUGGGAUCGCGUAAUGUCCCCGACCGCCUCGAGUCAAGUCCCGGCUGGCAUGAUGCCGGGCGCGCCGAGCGUGUGGUUUUGGCGCUGUGUCCUGGGAUUCGUCAGAAGAGGCGGUUCUUUGAGAACCUCGGCGCUGUACAGCAACGUUUUGUUUGA